AUGACGGAUUUGGGAGAAAUGAUGUAUUUUCUGGGAAUGGAAAUCAAGCAAGAGCAAAAUGAAGUGUUCAUAUGUCAAAAGAAGUAUAUAAAAGACAUUUUGACAAAGUUUAGAAUGGAAAAUUGUGAAGAGACAACUACUCCAGUGUGUCAGAAGGAGAAGUUGAGUAAGAAUGAUGAAGCUGAAAAAGUGGAUGAGACUCUUUACAGGAGAUUGGUUGGCUGUCUCAUGUAUCUUACUGCAACUAGACCCGACAUUUUAUAUGAUAUUCAGGCGUUCUCUCUCAGACUCGUAGCUAGACAGGUUGCCACUUUCCAGUCAACACUUGGUGAGUCCUUCUCAUUCAGAGACUUCAAAAAGUAG
This is a messenger RNA of Solanum tuberosum (potato), 363 nucleotides long. RefSeq lists its product as uncharacterized. The record is from RefSeq and is a predicted model, not a curated record. The coding region runs from base 1 to 363 and encodes 120 amino acids. Lineage: Eukaryota; Viridiplantae; Streptophyta; Magnoliopsida; Solanales; Solanaceae. The transcript is spliced from 2 exons.